Molecule: messenger RNA, 8439 nt
Organism: Astyanax mexicanus (Mexican tetra)
Lineage: Eukaryota; Metazoa; Chordata; Actinopteri; Characiformes; Acestrorhamphidae
Gene: arrdc1b
Product: arrestin domain containing 1b
Exons: 8
Coding region: 89-1429 (446 amino acids)
Biological process (GO): protein transport
Cellular component (GO): cytoplasm
Molecular function (GO): ubiquitin-like ligase-substrate adaptor activity; ubiquitin protein ligase binding
Source: RefSeq, a predicted model, not a curated record
CCAAUGACGCAACGCACCCCGCUCGCGCCGCUGUGUGCCUGAGCGCCGUUCGCGCUGCUGCUCGCGCUGCCGCUCCCGAUCCGGAGCGAUGGGUAAACUACAGGAGUUCAGCAUCGCCUUUACCAGCAACAAGCUGGUCUACAGCCCCGGAGAGACGCUCUCAGGCAGCGUGCGCCUCACCACCGACCGCGCGCUGCACUACAAGGCCAUUAAGGUGAACUGUGUGGGAUCAUGUGGCAUCUCCAGCAAGAUGAACGACACGUCGUGGAUGGCGGAGGAGCAGUAUGUCAGCAGCAUGCUCUCUGUGGCGGACAAAGGUACUCUACCACCCGGAGAGCACAACUUCCCCUUCCAGUUUCUCAUCCCAGAACAUGCUCCCACCUCUUUCGAGGGUCCAUUCGGGAAGAUCGUGUACAGAAUCAGGGCUGUAAUAGACACACCACGCUUCUCGAAGGACUAUAAGACCCAGAGACCCUUCUACCUGCUCAACAUGCUGAACCUCAAUGAGGUGCCUGAUAUAGAGCAACCCAGCUGCGCUGUGACAACUAAGAAGUUCACCUACCUCCUAGUGAAGACGGGCACUCUGAUGCUGAAGGCUCGCAGUGACCUGAGAGGAUACACUCCGGGACAAAUCAUCAAACUGUCCACAGAGAUACACAACAAAUCCGGAAAAGACACAGGCUGUGUGAUAGCCAGCCUCAUACAGAAAGUGACCUAUAAGACGAAGCGGCCGAUGUUCGACCUGCGGACAAUAGCGGAGGUGGAAGGCGCCGGUGUGAAGGCGGGUAAACAUGCGGAGUGGAGAGAGCAGAUCAUCGUUCCUCCUCUCCCUCAGUCUGGCCUCACUGGAUGUAGCCUCAUAGAUAUUGACUACUUUAUCCAGGUUUCACUGAAGUCUCCUGAGACAGUGGUCACUCUGCCCAUCUACAUUGGAAACAUCGCUGUCAACCUGACCCCCUCGAGACCACCUCCACCAAACCCCCUCCCACACACUCCAUUACCGCCCAUGCAGAGUCUCAGCCCGGGACCGGUGGUUCCGAGCGCGCCUCCCGCUGAGGACGAGCUAGAGGGGGAACAGGGAGCAGGGGGGCUGGCCAGUGAGGAGAUCCCAACCAAGAGCCACUCCCAGCAGGACCCGUCUGGCCAGGCCCCCACAAUGUCCCCCAGCGCGUUCAGCCACGCUCCCAGCCAAGCGCUUCCUCAGGGUCAGCACCCUCAGUCAGCAGACAGCUCGGCUCCUCUGUUCUGCGUCUCCACAGGAGCCACCAUCCCCUUCUUCGCUGACAGUAACACCACUCCCGUGCCCACCACCUGCCCUCUCAUUCUGCCCCCUGAGUACAGCAGCUGGGAAUACCCGCAUGAACCACCUCCUACCUACGAGGAAAGCUGCAGCAGCAACAACUCCAGCUUCAACACCAGCAUGACGUAGAUCAGAUCAGCCAGGAUGCUGCAGAAUCAAGAUUUUCAUCAAAGCAUCUGCCCCACCUACUGGACCCUCCAGGCAUUGCAGCUCCACUCCAAAUUUGACCAAAUCUGAGUGUUUAAAAUAAAGGGAUCUUUUUCAUUUUAAUUUUUAUCAGCUUAUAUCACCGAUAUUCCUUUGCUCCUCGGUAUGGAGAAAAGGAUCCUGGGCCAGACCCAGGGAAUGAGUUUAUCAGUGCCUAAUUACGGUAGCACUCCUGAACAAUGAUGACAGGUUGAUGAGACCUUCCGCAUUUAUAUGAAAGGAAAUACCAGCAUCUGUGAUGCCUUGAAAUGAAAGUUAUCUACAGAAUCUGUUUUUCGUCUUUCACUUAGCCAAAGCUGGCCUUCUGUGAAGCUCGCUUCUCAACUCAGCAACACAGGCUUAGUAAAAUCUGCUCGAUGGCUUCGGAUGAACCGGUGCAGCUUAAAGAAGAGAAGAUGCCAGUUGAUUUAUGGACUCUUGGAGGAACAUUUGCUUUAGUAUUUGUCACGUUAGUCUGUGUAAAAGAUCGUUUGUUAACUAGGGGUGGGAAUCACAUUGCAUCUCACCAUACAAUAUACUAUACAAGAUACUGUGAUUCUAAGAUACUUAAUAAGCAAAUACCAGAAAUUAUGGAUUUAUUGGUGUUUCAGUUUCACAGAAUUUAACAGCCAAUAUUCUUUACCACUGGUUUACUCUAUUCUUUUGAUUAUAGCACCACCAUGUGGAGUAAUGAAGCAGUAACACUAGUAAGUCUUGGGCUCCAAGUAGUCCAGCAGAUUAGGAGAUUGCUGGUUCGAAUCCCGGUCAUGCAGCUUGCCAUCAGCUGCCGAUGCCCUGAGAAAGAACAACUGGCCUUACCCUUUCCCCUCAUCACUCCAAAGGGUGAUGUCGAUCAGCACAAGGCGUCUGUGAGCUGAUGUAUCAGAACCGAGUCGCUGCGCUUUCCUCCGAGUGCGCUGUGAUUUUACUCGGUAAUGCUACAUCAGAAGCAGUUUGAAAAGUGUCGGAGGAGGCAUGUGCUAGUCUUCACCCUCCAUGUGUUGUGGCAUCACUAGUGAUGGGGGAUAUACAGCUGACUAGCAGCUGAAGGGGGAAAAAUAUUGAAUAAAUUUAUUAAAAAAAACAUUAGUGGGAGACGACUCUUAGGGAGUUUAGAACAUCUAUAUUUAACAAAAAAAAAAUCCAUACAUGUAUCGCAGAGAAAAACAAUAUGAUAUAUCAUGAUACCAAUAUUUUGUCCCAACCCUAGUGUUAACUGGAAGGACUGAUAAUAUUAAUGUUAAUGGGUUACCAUCAUCACUGUUGGAGGAUAACAUGGUACAUAAGUCCUCCUCCUUACUGAUUGGACCACUGAGCUCGUAUAAGGGACUCUGCUUUGGCCGACACACAGAUGGCAAUUCUGUGUACUGUAGACUUACAGGGGUUGGACAAUAAAACUGAAACAACUGUCAUUUUAGUGUGGGAGGUUUCAUGGCUAAAUUGGAGCAGCCUUUUGACCAAUCUUCAUUAAUUGCACAUUGCACCAGUAAAAGCAGAGCGUGAAGGUUCAAUUUUUUACAAUGCACACAACAUUAUGGGUGACAUGCCACCAUCUGUGACCAAGACAGCAAGUCUUUGUGAUUUAUCAAGAGCCACAGUAUUCAGGGUAAUGUCAGCAUACCACCAAGAAGGACCAACCACAUCCAACAGGAUUAACUGUGGACGCCGUAAGAGGAAGCUGUCUGAAAGGGAUGUUUGGGUGCUAACCCGGAUUGUAUCCAAAAAAAACAUAAAAUCCCGGCUGAACAAAUCACGGCAGAAUUCAAUGUGCACCUCAACUCUCCUGUUUCCACCAGAACUGUCCAUCAGGACAAUGAAUUAUUGUGGUCUAAAACCAGGUGUUUCAGUUAUAUUGUCCAACCCCUGUAUGUUGAGGUCAGAGGGGGAGCAGUUCUUGUUAUAUUACUAUUUGGGACACUGCUUGCUUGUAUUGCCCCUUAAAGAUCAUAGAAAGAGAUUUCUUAUCCUUUAGUCCCUUAGUUAUUAUUACAUUCAGUAGAUUUACUUCCUAUGUAAUUCGUUUAAAAGAAAACAAAAACAAUUGAACUGUCAUUACUUUGUAAUGAUUUUGUUGAGAAUCAACAGUUUUUGAGUUUGUGUGUGUCUUUAAACCCCCUGCAUGUAUUAUAAACUAUAUAAAAUGCACGCGCACACACACAGUGGGCCUCAUUCAUGAAUCCUUUGUAAAAUAAUGAGCAAGCUGCAAACUGAAUUAAUUUAUUUAGUUCAUGAAUACUAAUGAUUAUGGUUUGCAAAUUGGUAGAGGCAAAGACAUUUGCAUCCUGCGUGAUCUAUUACAAAUACCAUUCACCAUUUAACACCCAUGAAUUACAAAUGACCACCACAUUUUUUUAUAAACAAUGAGCAUACAGUGCUGUGAAAAUGUGUUUGCCCAUUUAUUUACACAUUGAAAUUUUAGAUAAAAGAGAACCUGAGGGAAUAUAAAAAGCUGUUUUAUUUACAUGAUGAUUUCAUAUAAUAAUGAAAAAAGCAAUCCAAACCAACCUGACCCUAUGUGAAAAAGUAAUUUCCCCUAAAGCUAUUAGCUAGUUGUGCUUUGGCUCAUUGUCCUGCUGCAGAACCCAAGUACGCUUGAGCUUAAUGUCACAAACUGAUGUCUGGACUUUCUUCUUCAGGAUUUUCUGGUAAAGACAUGAAUUCUCAUGUUUUUAUCAAUUACAGCAAGUCACCCAGGUCCUGAAUCAGCCCCAAACCAUCACACUAGGACCACCACCUUUGUGUUCGUUUGGGUUAGCAGUGGUUUUCACAUUGGAACUCUUAUUUUUUUUAUUAUUUAAUCAUUUACACAUGAGCUUAACUGAGGCAAGAGAGGUCUGCAGUUCUUUUGAUAUCGUUCUGGGUUCUUUUUUCACUUCCUGGAUGAGUUGUCCAUGCCCUUUUGGAGUAAUUUUCGUAGGCCGGUCACUCUUAGGAAGAUGGUCUGCUGGAGUACUUUUUCACAUAGGGCCAGGUUUGUUUGAUAAUCUGAAAAAUGUAAGUAUGACAAGAAAGCCAAAAACAAAAGAAAAUUGUAAAUUGAGUUACACCUGUUGUGCAAUAUCUCCUUUAAAAUAAAUCUGUCCUCUAGCUAAGUUUGUACUUGAUCCAAUUCCGAAUGCUGCACAUGUGCACUCUCUACAAAUGAGUUCUGCUCAGGUUUCAUAAAUGAGGCUCAGUAAGUGUGUGGGGUUGAGUUGUGGUUUGUGUCCUACUUACUGUGCCGACAUGUUUGUUCACUUUCUGACCAAGAAUUGAUUCCUUACUGGAAUUUCCGUGGGUUGUACGGGAAUCCAUUGUUUUUUACAGUAGUGCAAAGCCCAAAUGUCUGUACGUGAUUUUCUUCUGGGUUUUUUUUUUUUUUUUUUUUUUUUUUAAUUGAUUCACAAUUAAUUAAUGGAGAUAAAAAAAAAAUGAAUUCCCAGUUGAGGCCUUACCAUAUUCUGAUUGCUGUGUAUAAUUGUAAUGAAAGUUCCUGCUCCUGCAUUUUAAAAGUACAGUAUGUGUAAUCCAGACCCUUGAACUGUUGGUUGGUUAACCAUUGGAAUUUCUGAAGCACAAAACGGCACUUUUUAAUAGAAUUAGAUUCUGUCAGUGGACGGAUUGUUGAUUGUGUGUGUGUUUUUGUGUGUGUGUGUGUGUGAGAGAGAGAGAGAGAGAGAGAGAGAGAGAGAGAGAGAGAGACCUCCUCUAACCAAUAUUCCCAAAUCCACUGAAUGUAGUAUUAGCUGUAGAUUCACUCCAGCCUUUACUGUGAUUUUCUUCAUACACUCUGAAAAAUAAUAAAGAUGCUAGAAAAGAAGUUGAGUAAUGCCAUAGAAGAACUACAAACUGUAGGCCAUCUCCCUAAACCUUCAUAAGUUAAAAUAUGUUUUAAAAUAGCAACAGUUUUACUGCUGCUAUAGACUUUCACAUGUGUAUGUUUUAUUAUUGUAGCACGACAGUGUAAGUCAGUGCUUAUAUAGUAGUUGCUAUCAAAAAAAAAAAACUAUUUAAGGUUAACUAACCAGCUAAGCAUCUGUCUUGUAGUCCUUCUGGGAUCUAAGCUCUCUACAUCUGUCAAGCACAUCACAUUAAUAGUACUAAGGUAUUUGCAUUUCAUGCAGUGUCUGGCUGUGAAGUUCUUUGGAAAGAUGCAGAGGCUGCAGAACACUGUGUUGCCUGCUAUUGUGUUCCAUACCUGGCAACCCAGGAUGUGGAAUAAGGACUGGGGAAUGGGCAGUGGACGUUUCUGUGUUGUAAUGAACAAAUUUCUAAUAAUUUUCUCUUAGUACAGAAAUAUAAUACAUACUCAUCUAUAAUGUAUCAUGAAUCCAUUGAGAAUUGAGCAUAUAUUGUCUUAGUCCUACAAGGGUAACUUUUAGGAUCUAUGAAACUUGUAGUAAGUCAUGGUUCUCCCAGGUUUAAAGCAUUUUAAAACAUCAUAAAUCUUUUAGAAGAUGUGAUUUAAUUCAAGUAACCUUUUAAAAGGUUAAAGACCCUUAAUUUAAUCUCUACAACAAGCCUGGUUCUGUGUUAAGUGGCUCUUCUAAGUCAUUGCUCAAAGAAUCCCUUUAUUGCACCUUUAUUACAUUACUUAAUAAGAGUGUAGUAGCAGCAGCAGCCCUACUUUUUCUUCACCUUCAACACAGGCAAAACCUUUUAUCUCACCCAGAUUCAUAUGUAACUCAUGUAUGUCAUGUUUCACCCUGUUUAAAUACGAAUACUCUGUCAGGAAUGUUACUCAUUACUAUCUCAUUAUAUCUGUGCAUCUGAUUGUUUUGGAUCUGUGUGUGUGUCUGUGGGGUGUGUGUGUGUGUGUGUGUGUAUGCUCAUGUGCAUGCCACAAGCAUAUAACUAUACAAUAAUACAAUAUUCAGUACUGUGAGAAAUGUCUCAUUCGAUAAUAAACAUAUUUUAUGGCACAGAGAUGAACUUUUAAUGGUGCAGACAAAACACUUGAACGCACAGUUUUACAGUUCUCUGAUCAUCUUCCAAAGGAGAAGCACUGUGUUCUAAUGAAGCUCAAACUGGUAGAAAAUGCAGCAUUUUAAUACGUCAUCAAAUGCAGGGGGUGGACAACAAUCUAUCUAAAUUAAUGAUGAUGCUCCUCUGACUUGAUGAUGUUACUGCACUAUGUAAGUGAGCAAGACAGUGCUGUGUAACUCUAGUCAUGUUUGUGUAAAAUCCUGUAAUAUUUCUAUACCACCUCAGUCCACAUGCUUCUUUCAGUUGUUGUGCCAUUUCUGUAUCUCUCAGCUUGUCCAGAAAUGCAUGUGUAGACUGUGUAGAUUCUUUAGUAGCUUUAGUAGUGGCUCACAAAACACUUCCAGACAUUAGAGGGAGCCCAAGAGCAAGAAAUUACCCAGACCAUACUUAUGCAUACGUUGCACUUUUUAAUAAAAAAAUGAAAAAGCAAAAAUUACAUUCACAUUCAAUUUAGAAGACCCAACACACAUAUCCCACAGGUCAGCGCAGUGUCCUGUGGCUUCUAUGGGACCAUGGGACAUGAUACUAGUUCCUGUUCCAUGACUUUUUUGAAAAUAAUGAUUUAAUAUGUACAAACCAAAGCAAUGGCUUAGCUUAGUUCCACUAAGUUAGAAUAAAGGACAUGUCUCCCAUUUCCAUACUAAUCAUCCAACCUGGUGCAAUACUGGUAUAUUUUAACUUAGAAUGAUCUUUACAUUUACAUCCGUAUAAUAUUUUUAGCUGCUAGCAUUAGCAUUAUUUUGUCCAUCUCCUGUAUCAGUAUGACUGAUGACAUUUUCAGAGUAUAUGGUCACCAUCAUGAAAAAAACAUGUAUCUUCAGAUCUUGUAUUUUGACAUAAUUUAAAUCUGGAAGUUGUUCUUUACAUGGUAAUAGAAUUUAAUGACCGAUAGGAAUGAUUAACAUGACUUGGAAAAAACUUUAUAUAUUGACCACUGAAAGGUCCAGAGGACUAAGACACUGUCACUAUAAUCCAAAGAGCGUCAGUUCGAAUCGCAGAUCAUGCUGCUUGCCAUCAGCAGCCGGAGUCCGAGAGAGAGCACGAUUGGCAUGGCUCUAUCUGGGUGGGUACUCUAGAUAGCGUGCUCUCUCUCUUUCUCCUUUAUCACUCAGUGUGAUACUAUUAGUGUGAUGUUGGUCAGCACAGGCAUCUGUUAGCGGAGUUAUCCGAGCUGGGGACCGGCUGCGCUGUGAUUCUACCGAUGAUUCUGCAUUAGUAGCUGUGGCUGUUUAAAAAAGCUUGUUUUUGCUCUUACGUUCCCAAUGUUUAGGGCAUUACUAGUGAUAGAGGGAGUUUGUAUGUAUGAUAAUUGGUCAUUUAGCCUUCUAAAUUGUAUAGUCAUUAUUGGAGAUAUGGUUCUUGCAUGAUGGUGACUAUGUACUACACAUGCAUGCUUUAAAUUUCCAACAACACCAUGCCUUAAACGACCUGUACUAAAGGCAGAAAUGGUAGCACUGUUAGUUCUGUUCUUACCUGUAGCCAAUUAUUUGGUUCACGCUCUCUGUGCCACUGUGAAUAAAUGCCACUGUCUCAGUCAGCAAGGCUCUGCGCUAUUCGUUUCAUAUUAUUAUGUGUAUAUUUCCUGCUCUACGCCUGUUAAUCUCACUUCUCACUGAAAGACAGAGUUAUUCAAUUGUGGAAUCUGCAGUAAAGUCGUUUAAUCCUGGGUCCUAACCCAAGCUGCAUGUACUGGCACCCAUGCUUUACUUCUCACCACCAAAGGUUCUACAGCUUUACGACCUCUCAUCAUCCGUCAUCGCGUGUCACUCCUCUCCGUCGACUCUGGGUGGCCUGUGGUUUUGUAUUUUUCUAUUGGAAACAGUGAUUCUGUGUAUACGAUGUUCUUACGGGAAAUGUUCUGGCCUGAUGCUUGUUUGCAGGUUUUGGAAAACAGUAGCACCAUUGUGGAUCAGUGUAAUGUUAAAACAAGAAGAAAUAUUUGAGAAUCAGAAAUGUACAGUGUUCUAAUAAAAUCUCAUCAACCUCUA